AUGACGCGGCAUCCUACUGGCUCGAGGAUGGCGCUGCAAAUUGCGGCACUCGAUGUCGUGCCUGCGCGCUGGCUCCCAGCUUUGCACGGCGAUGGGGCUUGGCGCAAGGAGGAGACAUAUUCAGCCAACUGCAGAACGGCGUCCGCUACUUCGACUUGCGGCUUACUGUGGACAGCGCCGUGGUGGGCUGCAACGAUAUCAGCAACGUCACCGGCGCAUGUUGGAAGGUCCACCAUUGCCUUCUGGGCGUACCCGUCGCCAACGUCACCCAAGAUUUGCGCCGCUUUCUGGAGGAAGACGCACUGGACGCAAACCGACGUGGUGAGCUCGUGCUCCGAUGCCGCGCUGACAACGGCACGACUCGAAGCACUUCGGGCCUUGUUGGAGGAAGAGCUGAUGCCGUUCCUGUAUUCUGAGGAUGCUGCUUGGUGGAUGCAGCCCAUUACCACACUUCAGAGCAGUGGCCGCCGGCUGAUUUUCCUCCUGCAGGUGGACUCGUCUCAGGACUGGCUGAAUGCGCUCACCGCCCAGGGCGUCCGGCACUUCAAAGCUUUCGACAAAUGUGAGACGGAUGAUGGCUUCGGGGCAUGUACCGGCCCUUUUUGGGGAAAGUACUCCUACACCUGCUGCAAACCAUCGAAGCUUAUGCGGAAACAGCGCGCCCGCCAGCAAGUUUACGCCGAGGAAUUCCUGCUCAACCGGUCUUGCGCGGAGGCCCGGCGGUUCAACGCAACCCGGCCCAUGCUGCAGCUGUAUUGGACCAUGACGUUCAAAGUUUCCGGGCGCAUGACAGAUGAGAAUGGAAGUCCAGUCUAUAGCCUGGAAGCAGCCGCCGAGAUUGCCGAUCAGAGCUUGCCGUCUUUCUUCAAGGAGUCGGCUGACACCCCGGUGUUCGCCAACGUUCUGAUGGGCGACAGGCUUGAGUCCUCCAAGACCUUUCUGGAAAUCGCCGUCCGCUCCACGAUGCGAUGCGAGGCACAGGAGCCAGGCCGGCGCAGCGACGACGCAAGCUCAAAGUACAACCACAAGUACUUGGUGAUGAGCAUCAUCUUUGCCUCCACACUGGCGAUCCUAGCCCUGAGCCUCUGUGCGUUGCGCAUGCUGCGUGUUCGAGACGCCGAAUUCCGGCGCCAAUCUCUCGCCGCACGUGCUACGCAGGCCGCUCGGCUUUCGGAGCACGCGCAGAUGGUGCAGCUGUCCGACAGGCGUGCCACGGCACCGGCCCGAACAGUCCAGCGCCCCCUCGGGAGUAUGGCUGCUCCAGUGACGAGGCACAUGUGCUGA
Molecule: messenger RNA, 1284 nt
Organism: Symbiodinium natans
Lineage: Eukaryota; Dinophyceae; Suessiales; Symbiodiniaceae
Source: the annotation of a GenBank genome assembly